CAGCAAAAAAAAAUGGAAACAACUCCUCAAAACGAGCACAAUGAGCAUCAACAGCAGCAACACGCUGGUCACGUGGAAGACGUGCUUUUGCCAAAAGAGCCACAAGCAGUUCGAGUCGUUGAAGUUGUUGAGGAUACGGAUCAUUCGUUCGAAUUGAACACCGAAUUACUCGAGAAAAUCCUGUUGGACCCGAAAGUCGCCGAUAAAAAGGUUGCCGUAAUCGGAGUUGCCGGUGCAUAUCGUAAAGGAAAAUCCUUCCUUUUAAACUUUUUCCUUCGUUAUUUGACAUGGAGAUCGAAAGCUGAUAAGGUUAUGGGAGAAGUGGAACUCGACAAUUCUCAAUGGAUGUCGCCAAAUUCUCCAUUAUCCGGAUUCUCGUGGCGUGGUGGAAGUGAACGUGAUACUAAUGGAAUACUUAUUUGGAGUGAACCAUUCAUUAUGAAGGAUAAAAAUGGAGAGGAGAUUGCCGUUCUCCUUAUGGACACACAAGGAGCAUUUGAUUCACAAUCGACUGUCAAGGAUUGUGCUACGAUUUUCGCACUUUCCACUAUGAUUUCCAGUGUUCAGAUCUACAAUCUGUCGCAAAACAUUCAAGAAGACGACCUACAACAUCUUCAACUUUUCACCGAAUACGGACGUUUGGCAUUAGAAGAUUCAGCCUCAAAACCCUUCCAAUCGCUUCUUUUCCUCGUUCGUGAUUGGUCAUUCCCGUAUGAAGCGGAAUUCGGAUUUCAAGGAGGGCAACGUGUACUUGAUAGACGUCUUGAGGUGUCCGAAAAGCAGCACGCGGAGCUCCAACAACUUCGUCAGCACAUUCGUUCGUGUUUCGAGGAUAUUCGAUGCUUCUUGAUGCCUCAUCCCGGCCUUAAAGUUGCCACAAAUCCGAAUUUCGACGGAAAACUCGUUGAUAUCGAGAAUGAAUUCCAGCAACAACUCGGCGUAAUGAUCCCAAGGCUUUUGGAUUCACACGCUCUCGUUCAUAAGGAGAUUAACGGUCAAAAGAUGACGUGCCGGGAGCUUCUCGAGUACUUUAAGGCUUAUAUGCACAUUUUCAGAGGCCAAGACCUCCCGGAGCCAAAAUCCAUGUUAAUGGCCACUGCCGAAGCGAACAACUUGGCCGCUGUCGCCUCUGCUCGUGCAGUUUAUCAACGAGAAAUGGAAGAAGUUUGUGGUGGAGAUACCCCAUAUAUGUCUACAAAUGAGCUCUUGGAGCAUCAUGAUCGAGUGAAGAAUAUCGCGAUUCGCGAGUUUAGAAAUGCUCGGAAGAUGGGCGGUGUGGACUUUUCGAUGCAAUUCUUGGAACGGUUGGAAUCUGAUUUGCAGGAAUCAUACGAAAACUAUCUGAAAGUGAAUAACGGAAAGAAUCUGUUCAAAUCAAUGCGUACUCCGACAGUUUUGGUCACCUUGAUGAUAAUCGACUACAUUUUCCAAGAGUUCUUCCAAUUAAUCGGACUCGAUUUCAUUGCCGGCCUCUGCUCUUCAGUACUCUGUCUUGUGAUUGGAGCUCUCGGCGUCUGGGCUUAUUCUCGUUAUUCUGGACAUCUUCGUGAGGCUGGUGGAUAUAUUUUCCGAAUUUCUCCCAAAAAAACUACAGUAACCCUCUCCCGUUUUAAAGGUUGACGACGCUGUGACAUAUGUUUGGACCAAUUUCAUCUCGCCAAAUGCUAAUCACUUGGGACCACUUGGCGGUGCGAUUCAAAUGGGAGAAGCUCUCGGAGCAGGAAAUCGAACUGCAAAUGCGACGGCGGCCCCCGGAGCCGCUGAUGGACUCAGAAAACGGCAUUAGAUCAAUUAUUGCUUUUUCCACUGAAUUUCUCCCCUCAAAUGACCAAUUUCUUCUCGUUUUCCCCAUUUUUUUCCUAAUUUUUUCGACCCCAAAACUCCUCAUUUCUAUUGUACUUUUUCUCCUCAGCCAACAUACUCUUUUUUUUUUCGUUAUUCCUUCAUGUGUGUGUGUGUAUUUAGAGUUUAAAUGAAAUACAAGUAACUUUAAUUGAAA
Messenger RNA from Caenorhabditis elegans, 1999 nucleotides. It is a transcript of the gene atln-1, whose product is annotated as GB1/RHD3-type G domain-containing protein. NCBI's taxonomy places the organism in Eukaryota, Metazoa, Nematoda, Chromadorea, Rhabditida, Rhabditidae. The record is from RefSeq and is marked reviewed. The transcript is spliced from 10 exons. Bases 13 to 1620 code for a protein of 535 amino acids.